Torulaspora globosa is the source of this 681-nucleotide messenger RNA. It is a transcript of the gene SVP26, whose product is annotated as Svp26p. The record is from RefSeq and is a predicted model, not a curated record. Gene Ontology annotation, biological process: endoplasmic reticulum to Golgi vesicle-mediated transport. Bases 1 to 681 code for a protein of 226 amino acids. Gene Ontology annotation, cellular component: COPII-coated ER to Golgi transport vesicle; Golgi membrane; endoplasmic reticulum membrane. The transcript has a single exon. Gene Ontology annotation, molecular function: COPII receptor activity. Lineage: Eukaryota; Fungi; Ascomycota; Saccharomycetes; Saccharomycetales; Saccharomycetaceae.
AUGUUUCUCCAAUUGAUCUCGUACGUUGGUGCAGUUCUGGGGUUCCUAUUUUUGACGCUUUCAAUUGCUUCAGGAUUAUACUAUAUCAGCGAAAUUGUCGAGGAACACACUGAAGCAACAAGACGUUUCAUAACGAGAGCCAUCUACACUAUCAUAGCCACUUUCGUGUUGUUGCUGUUGUUUGAUUCGUUUCCUUUCAAGCUCUCAAUAUUUUCUAUCAUAUCAAAUGCAAUCUACCUGCAGAAUCUCAAAACAUUUCCAUUCAUUUCUUUGACCAGCCCUGUGUUCCUUCUAAGCAGUUGCUGCGUUGUUUUAAACCAUUAUUUCUGGUUUAAAUACUUCAAUGACAACGAAAUACCUCCGCAGUUCAGAUUCGAUCCAAACUAUAUCCCCAGGAGACGUGCCAGUUUCUCUGAAGUAGCGUCAUUUUUCGGUAUCUGCGUUUGGUUCAUCCCAUUUGCGCUAUUCGUCUCUUUAAGUGCAGGAGAUUACGUGCUUCCCACUACUACGACAGGAAGUAGCAAGAAGACUGACGAGCAAACAGGAGAGGCUCCUCGUCUGCGCAAGAGGGCGGUUGGUUUGGCUAGGGUUGUAAUCAAUUCACUGCGCCAGUAUGUUUACUCUAUUGCCAGAGUAUUCGGCUAUGAGAUAGAUCCUAAUCGUGGCAGUUUAAUCAUGUAA